Messenger RNA from Oppia nitens, 2197 nucleotides. RefSeq lists its product as uncharacterized. The record is from RefSeq and is a predicted model, not a curated record. The coding region runs from base 141 to 2024 and encodes 627 amino acids. The transcript is spliced from 9 exons. Lineage: Eukaryota; Metazoa; Arthropoda; Arachnida; Sarcoptiformes; Oppiidae. Gene Ontology annotation, molecular function: zinc ion binding.
UUUAUUAUAUGUUUAUUUAAUUAAAUUGUUUGGUAUAAUAAAGUAAACAAACGACUAAGAAAACUGGAAAAAUCAAUCGACAUAACAGUGUUCGCCUUUGUGUGCGAUUCUUCAUAUAAUUCUUUAAGACAUCACCAAAGAUGUCGGCCGAUGUAAACUCUUUGUCGUCAAUCGCUUCAAUGAUUAAAUGCGAUGACAAACCUAUUAUUUAUGAUUAUAACCAAAGAAGUAGUAGUAAAUUAUUAGCCUUUGGGCUGACAAACAAUAUGUUUUCCAAUGAUACUUCUUGUGCUCUGAACUGUUCCGGACACGGCGACUGCUACAAUGGUACCUGUUUUUGUGAGGUUGAAUAUAGUGGCGGCGCCUGUAAUGACCCGAACUUACGCUAUUAUAUUGCUUUUUCGACCGUAUUUUAUAUGAUAUGUGCCGUGUCUUUCAUUCAAUUGAUACUUUGUAUAAACUCUGAAUUCUCACGACUUAAGCCGCGAUCUUUCAUACGAGCGCUAAGAAUAACGACACAAAAGGCUCUCUAUUUUUUCAUAUGUCUGGCGACAGCCAUCCGUGGCUUUUAUUUUUCUUCGCCAACAAACGCCAGUCUCGGCUUUUGGGCAGAAAGUCUAAUGAGUGCUUAUUAUCCGGUAGUGUUGAGCGGCUCGUCAUUAGUAGUCUGUUUUUGGGCUGAGGUUUUUCAUUUGCAUGACGUGAAUGUCGAGAGACCGACAUUUUUGAGCAAAUCUUUUACCGGAUUUAUACUCUUCAAUGUUGUCACGUAUUCCUUAUUGAUGGCCGAGUUAGUACUGCUCACGUUUGCUAACCCGACUGCAACUGAUAAGAAUUUGUUUUUAAGCAUUUUUAAUAGCAUUUAUGCUCUAUUGAUGCUAAUUGUGGUGAUAUUCUUCCUCAUCUAUGGUGUCGAAGUCUACUUUAAAGUGAGAGGCGCUUUCAUUCAAGAGGAAUCAAUUCCUCAAGACUUAUCUCAAUUACAACAGUCAAGACUCGGUCUCAUAUCUCAAGCUGUUCUGCUAUUAAUAACAGUUUUGUUUAUGUUUUCCGAGGUUUUGGGCAGUUUCUGGAAAGACAAAGUUCCCGUCUUAAGUCGAAACUAUCAUCAAAUAAUGUUUCGAGUGGUCGAACUGGGAGUCGCUCUUUGGUUUCCAUGUGUUCUCUGGAAUUGCAUUCGACCUGAAAGACUAUGGAUUUUGAAUCCACGAAGAAUUCUUAAGAGAGAGCCGUCGCGAGACUUUGCAUUGACUCAUAUCAGAGAAGCUGAAGCCCUGGUUUCUGGCAAUAAUGUAACAAUAGUUCGUACCGAACAAAAUGGAUCGACGCGGACACUGCCCGAGUGCUGGAUCUGUUACGAUGUCGACCGUAAAGACAGUGGUCCACUGAUCCAGCCGUGCGCGUGCAAAGGCGAUGUGUCGGCCGUACAUCACGACUGUCUUCGCAAAUGGCUAAUGGAGUCCUACUCUAAUCCGGAGAACGUGCGCUGCAAAGUGUGCAACGAGUUGUAUGAAGUGGAAAGAGGACACGUUUGGAUAACAUCGGGUCUAACAAUAACCCAUUGGUUCAAAACAGCAGCAAUAAUAUCGAUAAUGUGCAGCGCAGCUGCCGGCACCUGUCUUGUCAUCAAAAUCUUUGAGCACAUGUAUGUCAAGACCAUUAGCGUCGGCUGCGCUAUACUUGUGGAGUAUGUGUGUCUCAGAUUUUUAGGCUUCAAUAUGAUAUCGGCCUACCAACGGGCCAAGUUCUCAGCCAUCAAAAUAAUUGGCCAAAAAAUAUCAAUCGGUAGUACACAUAAUCAUCCAAUGAUGACGACAAUGAUGACCACUGUCAGUCAAACGAUUCCACACCAUCAGCUAUGCACGUCGUGUGUGUCAAAACAAGAGUCAAUAGAUGAAUCCAUGACAUCGUUGUCGUCAUCGUCGUCCUCAUCGCGCAAUGACGACAAAGAACCAAACGUUGAACCAAUGGUCAUACAAAGUGAUCAACCAAUCGAUACGACAACUAUUGUCUGCAAUACGUGAUUUGGUUUUGGUAAAUGGUUUUUUGUUUGUGUCAUUGUAUUGUAUUUUUUUGUGUGUUUGGUUGACAGCCACCUCAAAAAAAUGUUUGAAAGUCCAUUGCGUUAACCGCUCUAAUCGAUUGAUAAUAUAAUUAUAGUAUGUAUUUGUGUGUAUAUAUUAAUAUAUAUAAGUUA